This is a messenger RNA of Melitaea cinxia (Glanville fritillary), 3095 nucleotides long. RefSeq lists its product as uncharacterized. The coding region runs from base 232 to 2340 and encodes 702 amino acids. The transcript is spliced from 13 exons. The record is from RefSeq and is a predicted model, not a curated record. Lineage: Eukaryota; Metazoa; Arthropoda; Insecta; Lepidoptera; Nymphalidae.
AAUUAAUCGCUCCACCACUUUAUUUAUCUACGUAGACUGUAGUUUAGUUAUUUUUAUAUAAAUAAGUUCAUUUACACGUGCGUUGUGAUAACACACAUGUGAAGUGAAGUGAAGUGCAAGUGCUCGUGUUAACCACCGCGUACCGGUUCGAACCGGUUAGUUUCGCUUCUGUCCGGUUGAAUCCGGUUACGCCCGGUGAGGCCGGCGUCUGGGCCCGAUGUUGGCGGCGUCAUGGCGUUCAUGACGAAGAAGAAGCGAUAUAAGUUCGAGGUGCAGUGCUGCCUCGAGGAGCUCACCGAGGUGCCCUUUGUGUCUGCUGUGCUUUUCGCUAAGGUGCGGCUGCUCGACGGCGGCAAUUUUCAGGAUCAUUCUAGCAGGGAGGAGGUUCACAAGCACGCCGUGCGGUGGAACGCGAACUUCUCGUUCGUGUGCAAGAUGUGCGCGAACGCGAACACUGGCGUGCUCGAACCGGCGCUUCUGCGCGUCUCCGUUCGCAAGGAAUGCAAAGGUGGCAGGUCGUACCAGAAACUAGGUUUCUGCGACGUGAAUCUCGCGGAGCUGGCGGGCGCUGGCGAGACCACGCGCCGCUGCCUGCUGGAGGGGUACGACCCCCGCCGCCGGCAGGACAACUCGGUGCUCAGGAUACGCAUCAAAAUGAACAUGAUCUCGGGGGACCCGCUCUUUAAAGUGCCCGAGCGCAAGCAAGAGGUGCCCGAGAAGACGGGCGGCGACAGCGGCUCGGAGAGCGCGCCGGCGGCGGACGACGACUGCGCCUCGUCCACCGCCAGCUCGGGCUUCGGCUCGCUCACCAAGAAGAAGAACUACGAGGGAGUUACCCCCGCGCUGUCCUCUCUGCCCUCGUGUGAGCUGUCCUCUCCGGAGACAGAGGAUGCGCCCCCGCCGCCCUCGCUGCCGGCGACUCUUACCAGCCUACCUGACUACCCCGGACUCAUGGUGUCGUCGCAAGGUACAGGCGUAGUGGGCGUGGGCUCGGGAGUGGGCGUGGGCGUGAGCGUGGGGUGCGCAACAUGUCUACAGCAGCAACACACACACUCUAGAAAUUCUUCCAAUACCUCCGGUGACAUGAGUAGCAAGGCGUCAGGAUAUGGUAGCUCAGUGUCAGCGGCGUCCGCGCACUCCCGACAGAGUUCAGAAGGAGAGUCGGCCGGAGACUCCAGGCCCCAUCACAACAGCGUGCGCCUGGAGCGGACCACCACCGUCACGACCGCGCUGCUGGCGCCCUGCAAGCACGGCCGCUCGCUGGCCAAGCUGCUGCUGGAGCGCUCGGUGCUGACGGAGAGCUCGGACCUGUUCCUGUCGCCCGACAGCACGCUCAAGUCGCCCGAGCCCUGCCUCGCGCCGGACGUGGUGCCGCGCCAGGCGCGCUCGCCCUCCAGCGAGGAGUACGCUACGCCGGACGGCACGAUAGCCGACGAGCACUCGUUCGCGAUGCCGACCUACUUCGACCGCAAGAGGAAGGCGGCCUCGAUCGUGGCGUCGGCGGUGCAGCCGCUCGCGAACUUCCAGAUAUUCAAGCAGAAAUCGCUGAACACGAUCCCGGCGCUGAUCGAGAGGAGCAAGCGGACCGAGGAGCUGUUCACGAACUUUCCCUUUCUGACGCCGCUGGCGCACCGGAAGAACUCGCUCGUGUCGAACUCGAACCGGCUGUCGGGCUGCUUCGAAGACGAGUUCUACUGCAUCCCGGCGCUGGAGGCCGACGGUGGUUCGUUGGAGCACGUGGACGUGCGACAUCGCUUCCGAAGCCUGUCCAACCGGGCGCUGGGCGAGGGACUCACGUCCACGCCCAAGGCCGACGAGCGCCGCUCCUACGACGAGCGCGCCAGGUGCGCGGCAGGCGCGCCGGGCGCGGCGAGCGACGCGGGGGCGGCGGGGGCGGCGGGCACGCGGCGGGCGGGCGGCGCGCGCGAGGGCUCGCUGCCGCGCCGCGCCGGCGCGUGCGUGCGGUACGGGGCGCGGCCGGCGUGCGCCGCGCCCCUCGCCUACGUGUUGAACCCGUCGUCGGGCUCGCUGACGGCGUCCGCGUCCGAGAGCGGCUCGCUGGAGCGCGCGCGCGCGCACGAGCGCCGCGCGCCGCCCGCCGACGACCAGCACGUGGUGUCAUGUCGCGUGGAGAACACACGCGUGAACCCCGACUCGCUGAUCGACGAGCUGCUGGCCGCCACCGACCUCAAACACGCCGUCGACGACGCCGCUGAGACGUCGGGCCUGCAGCUGUACAUCACGCGCGACGGCACGGCGGAGCUGGGCUCGCGGCGGCGCCAGCAGCUCGCGCGCCGCGACUACCAGCGCGUCGUGCUGCACCCGCACGACAACAGGUAGCCGCCGCCCAUCGAGGAGGGCGGCGAGCCCCCGCGCGAGCCCUGACCCCGCCCGCGCACAGGACGGCGCGUGCUUACCGCGGCGGUGUGCUGAGCGUGGAGCGUGGACUGCGGACUGAACCGCCCCCUCGCCUGUCUCGCGUCUCGUGCGUCGCGAGUGCGCCCUGCGGUCGCCGCUAGUUCGACGUGUGCGUUUCGUGUCCUCCGUACUCUAGUUAAUAUUUAAAUUCGUAUCCGCACAUGUUUUUAUCUAUUUAUUUAUUUAACCGCGACGAAGUGCUCACGUAACAGGUGCUAGGCGAUGCGCGACCGACGGCGGGAUCGUAGUUUUCGUGUUACUCGUAAUUUAAAUGUUUACUAAUAACUUUAUCAAUCGACCGUCGCCCCGCCGGUGUCUCGACGCCGGCUCCUCCGCUGCGACGCUACACUUCCGAGUCCAUCCAGUUUUCCGUUUUUAUAAGUGAAAUUUUGUAAAUAUUCAACGAAGUGCCAAACGGCUCGUCCACACGGGUGGAAGAUACGUGCCGAGAGCGGGCACGCGCCGUGCGGAGAGGUUCAUCUAAGUCAUUCCUGUAUGUUAAAGCUUAAGCGUGGCUUGCCGUUAACAGUGACGUCGGCGUCGCCGCGCGGCCGGCGCCGGCGCUCGUAAUAAAUAAUUGCGCAGAAAGUGUGAUGGCGUGCGCGCCUUGUUAUUGUAUCAUAUUGUCUUGUAAUACAGCCUGUACAGUAUUUGAAUAAAGGACGUGUUUAGAACUA